Hymenoscyphus albidus is the source of this 2578-nucleotide messenger RNA. Lineage: Eukaryota; Fungi; Ascomycota; Leotiomycetes; Helotiales; Helotiaceae. The record is from the annotation of a GenBank genome assembly.
CAUAUGCAGCAUCACCACCAUAAAUACAUUUCCAACAGUUUCUCUCUUGACCUCUCCUUUUACUCUGAUCUUUGCGCUACUUGACUGAUUCAUACGACAGUUAUACAUCUACAAAGCGCGUAAAAGAAAACUUCUCUAAUUUUGAUCCAACCUUGUCCAUACCCGACUUUAUUGGCCAGGCAAACACCUCUUUCUACCACAUCCUACCCCACGCGCCCUGGAAGAUGUAAAGUCUCUCUGCAAACACCCUCAAAAUGCCCGAUUUUUCUCUGGAUGACGAUGACCGAGGUAGGCCCAGUCUCAUUGUUGCGCUUCAAAGCUCUCCGCUAAGCCAAUUGGUUCCCAGGGUCCAAUGCCAGUUCCGACAAUGAGCAGGAUGAGUUGAUGGACGAUGCUGAGGAUGGGGAGCAAGAUGCCGACCAAGAUGGUGACGGAGAUGGCGAAGGGGGGGGUGACGAUGACGAAAAUGAAGAUGAGAAUGGUGACGAUGAUCAAGACGAUGAGGAUGAUUCCCCCGAUCAGCCAUUAUCCCAAGUACGACGGCCGAGUCUCCCUACCACAAACGCGAGCUCAGAUGGUACGCCCACGACCACGACGAAUCAGAUCAACGGCGCAGGCCCAACUUCCCACCCUCGACCCAUUGUUACACGCACUUCUGCGUCUCCGCGACAAGCUUCUGCUCCUGCACAAUCCCCCAAGAUGCGCUAUGAGGUGCGACCAGAAGCCCUCACGGCCUCCAUCUACGACAUUGUCCCCAGCAUGGCUGCCCCGCAGAGUACUUCGAUCAAUGCCAUCACCGCUACGCCAGACAUGAGAUAUUGGUUUACGGGCGGAUCAGAUUGCUAUAUACGAAAAUAUGACGGCCCGGCAACGGUCAAUGGCAAGACGCUGCUGACAGUAGCUCAACGACAUCCUUUUGUGGACAGUGUGGUCAAGGCUGGUGUUUUGAUGAGCUAUUGGGAUAAUGAGGAACCGGUUGCAAAGAAUGCGGGCGAAGAUCCUUCUCUUUCUCCUGUUUACUCUUUAGCGGUACAUUCUCAGGCGCUGUGGAUGCUCUCUGGUCUGGAUUCUGGCGCAAUUAAUCUCUAUUCUGUACGUCACGACGAGGGCAAGAGAAUCACGGCGUUGCAAAAGCACAAGUCUGCGGUGUCAGUACUCACGUUGGCGCAAGAUGAGAAGUCAGUAUUGAGUGGCAGCUGGGAUAAGAAUGUUUUCGAUUGGGAUCUCAAUACCGGACAGGUCAAGCGAUCGUUUGAGGGAAGUGGUGGUCAAAUCUCCGCGAUUGAAGUUCGUCCAGCCUCGAGUCUACCAGUGCCUGAAGAAUCUGGUGAACCUAUCCAGACGAAUGGAACCUUUUCGAGUAAUAAUGGUGAUAAAAUGCAUGGAUUAUCAAAUGGCAAUACGAAUGGUACUAAUGGGGAAGAAGAGAAUCAUGGAUCACCCGCCGACUCGCUAUUUGGUGGUGGAAGCGAUACAUCCUUGUUUGGCGAAACGGACGGUGUUGGCGCACCAUCCGGAGGCAACUUUGGCGACGAGGAUGAUGAGUUUUCACGAGCGAUCGAAAUGAAUCUUGAUAAUCGAGAGCAGGUAGAUGCGAAUGGAGAUGUCACAAUGAGUAAUGCGCCUGCCGAAAGCACCAUUGAAAGCCAAGCCCCAGCUAUUCCACCAAAUGGAGUCAACCCGGAUACUGAGGCCUCACAAGAAAAGUCCGCGUCCACUGCAACAAUUGUGGCCGAAACUCAGGAUGCGGUGGCAACCUCUGACUCUACCUUUCUCGCGGCAUCAAUUGAUGGGACAUUGCGUGUUUGGGAUCGUAGACAAUCAAAUGCAAUUGCCAAAAUUCCCACACGAACUGGUGUGCCUCCAUGGUGUAUGGCAGCUUGUUGGUCACCUGAUGGAAAUUAUAUUUACGCGGGUCGAAGAAAUGGUACGGUUGAAGAAUUCAGUCUACACAAGGGUUUGAAAGAUGCUGAAAGAACAUUCAAAUUUCCGCAAGGCAGUGGAGCAGUCAGUUCUCUGAGGGCAAUGCCAAAUGGGAGACAUUUAAUUUGGUAAGUCCAGAAUUUGAAGAUUUCAGCGCAAAGUAUUAACGGAUCUAGUGCUUCACAUGAUAUUCUUCGUCUGUACGACCUCAAGGAACAAGCAGCAUUCAAACACUCCACCGUCCCAUUUCUUAUUGUCCCUGGUCCUCCAAGGGCGGGCGUCAUUUCGGCGUUACACAUUGAUCCUACUUGUAAAUAUAUGCUGUCGGCAGCUGGAAAUCGUGGAUGGGAGGGAAGCAGCACUGAGGUGUUGAUUGGGUAUGAGAUAGGUAUUCCUGAGUCUUAACGUGAUGUGAGCCUUGGCGAUUAGAGAGUAUCAUUUGUGGGUGGAGUUAUUUGAUGGGGCCUACUGAUUUUUUUCAUCGUUCCUGGGCUUGAUGUUCUGGCGUUGGAAUACCACGGGCUGGAAAUUUUCGCUUGAUAUUUUUGAGAGUUCUAGAUGAUGGUGGUGCUGUGCGAGAAAGUUGAACUGAACCAUAUCUAUCCGUUGUAUUGAGAUGAAAUGGAAGAGAAACUUCAAUCUAGGGGCUCGUCUG